AUGGUGCACAUUCGACUCAACGAGCGCGAAUCAAAUCCGAAUCCGCAUAUUAACUUCAUAACGGCUCUCCCGACGUCGUCUCCGUCCCAGGAAGAUGCGAUGCAGCUCUUGCGAGCGCUUGCGGCCCAGGUGAAGCCCGUCAUGAAGGCCCAUGGGUUCAUGAUCAACAGUUUCGAAGAGUAUGAGUACAACGCCGUAUUCGCGGGAAGGAGUUGGAACAACGGCGAGACCGUAGAGAUCGUCCUGCGCCGACCCGAUGGAUCUUUCUACCCGUCCUCCUGGCUGAUGAGCACGCUAUGUCACGAAUUGGCGCACAUCAAACACAUGAAUCACGGCCCCGCAUUUCAAGCGCUCUGGGCGCGUCUCAGGAACGAGGUCCGCGCACUUCAAGCGAAGGGGUAUUUCGGCGACGGCUUCUGGUCGUCAGGGACCCGUCUGGCGGACGCGGCUCGUACGUCGGGCCAAGGGUUAGAUCCAGGGGAAUUACCUGAAUACAUGUGCGGCGGCGCGCAAACGCGUGCUCGCCCUACCCGCAGGAAACGCCGCCCACGCGCGAUCGCGGGGCCGUCAGACAGGACGGGAGCGCAGACGACGAAGCGCCGAAAAGCGGGUUCGCGCGUCGCGAAGGACUUUGGAUCAGGCGGUCGGGCGUUGAACGACGACCUAGAUGAGGACGCGAAGAAGCGCGGUACGGGCUUCGGAAAGCAAGCUCGCAGUAAGAAAGCGCGAGAUGAACGUGCAGCAGCCAUCGAGAGGCGAUUGGCUGCUUUAAAAACAGGUAGCGGGCCUUCGCGACCAAACCGAGAUAACGACGAUCCUACGACUGACUCCGAAUCCGAAUCCGAAGAGUUGAUACCCGAGACGGACGCAGAAAGGCGGAACGCACUGCUCGAUUCUCUCAAACAGGCCGAGCCAGGCGGAAUUGAGAAAACCCAAAUGAAGUCCAAAAAUCUUUUAGACUACUGGGGGCACUUCGUGCGAUUAGACUCCGCUCCUCAUGGCGAGGGCAAGCGGACCCAGGAGAAGGCAGAUUCGUUUGCCAUUCCGUUCGAUUACAACGACGUCCCCGGGGGCAACGUAGCAGGACCUUCGCCGCGGACGGCAACGGCGAUCGCCCCGGAAGAGGAGGAUGACGCGGAAUGGCAAUGUGCUGUGUGCACCCUACGGAAUAAUCCCGGGCAUUUGGCCUGCUCUGCGUGUGCCACUCCAAGAGGAGAGAGCAGUUGGCAGGGCGGAUCCGUGUAGCUCGAUCUCACUGCACAGAUGCUCCCAUGUUCGGAGAAUUCAUGACGGUCAUUUCUACUAUUCAUUGAUGUUCAGAGACUGCUCCGAUCCUGACAGGGACAAGAUCGGAGAGUCCUUACGGC
Messenger RNA from Punctularia strigosozonata HHB-11173 SS5, 1367 nucleotides. Its product is annotated as WLM-domain-containing protein. The coding region runs from base 1 to 1245 and encodes 414 amino acids. NCBI's taxonomy places the organism in Eukaryota, Fungi, Basidiomycota, Agaricomycetes, Corticiales, Punctulariaceae. The record is from RefSeq and is a predicted model, not a curated record. The transcript is spliced from 8 exons.